This is a messenger RNA of Tuber aestivum (summer truffle), 3696 nucleotides long. The record is from the annotation of a GenBank genome assembly. NCBI's taxonomy places the organism in Eukaryota, Fungi, Ascomycota, Pezizomycetes, Pezizales, Tuberaceae.
GUACUUUUUCUGGCGUUACCACCCGGGGCACUAGCAGCAAAUGGUGUCGACUUCUCAAACAAUUUGUUCUCCGACCUGGGCCCUGUACUAGCUCUCUUCGGGGAGCAAGUUGCUAAACAGUUCCUGUCCCAGUCCACGAGCUGGCUCGAAGACGUAAUAUUCGCCAUGGCGCCAUUGGGCAUCAUAACGGCGAUAACAAGCGCGGUACGGGUCGCCGGGCCAAAUUGGCUUAAGGCAGUUGUCGGAAGGGCAAGGGAAAGUGGGGCGGUCGCGGAGAUGGAGCUCAUGUCCUCUACUUCGCACGAGGUGUGCGAACUUUGGAAUGGGCAAGCUAUUGUUCGGGUUAUGGGUUCUCCGGACGUAGCUGAGAUCCUAUAUUUUGACGAUGAGGAGGGCGGAGAGGGCAAACGCGGAAUAUUCACAUUCGGCACGGCUAUCGAGAGGGGAAAGCUGAGAGAGGCCAAUGAAACAGGGGAAGACGGAUCAACCCAAACCGAGCAGAAACCACCCACGAGGGUAAUCAACGGGGGCAUGCUAGAUACAAUAAGGAAGUUUUUAUCAAGGACCUUUUCUCAGACCCCCUCAGCCAACAGGGGUUCAGCGAGGGCAGAUACCGAAAAUCCCGUGGAACCCAUGUCGAGUGAAAAUCCUCAAAAACGGAACACCCCCAAGUGCGCCCCCAACGUCUCACUAAACGUCUGCGAAAUCGAGAGAGGGACGGAAUUGCGGUUUUUUGCUAUUCUAAGCCUCGUGCUCCAGUUUGGCUCCUUAGCCUUCAUCGGGGUCACCCGUUACCACGGCGAGACUAAUUUGAAGGAGGGCGAAAAUUCGAAAUAUGCCUACCCCCUUAUGGCAUCCGGGACUCUAUUGCUGGUAAUGGGGAUGAUGGCAUGUUCGCAUGCAGUACAAACUUCCUCCGUAGAAACCAAAUAUGUGACUACUACACAAAAACACUUUUGGAUUUUAUGGGUACAAAGGAGUGCUACUGUUAACGAUCAAGUAUUCGAGUCAUAUGCACUAUUUGCGAAAAAGAAACGCAACGCGGUUAUCACUUCUCGCCGUAGUCCCAUACACUCGUCUUUCUCCCUCCAGAAUCUGACCAUUGUAGGGUCGUUCAUCUCCCUCGCUGGUUUUGUAACCCAGUUUGUCGGAAUUCGCGCUUUGCACUGGUCAGCUUCCAUUGCGCAAUUAGCUGUAAUACUAAUGAUGACUGCUGUGAGGACCUGGAUUCGCCGUAAUAUGUCGUUGCGGCCGCACGCUAAGAUCCUCUCAGCUGGCUACGAGUUUGAUUGUCUUGCAGUGGAACUUGCAAGGUCCAAGAAAAGUGGACAGAAUCCCGGGGCGCACGGGGCGCACAGGGAUGGAUACGGUGAUGACGAUCUUGGUUUGGAAGUGUUGACUCUGCAGGGCUAUCGCCGGUAUGAAGCUGAUACAACACAUAAUGAACCCAUGACAGACGCCUGGAGAUUGAUAAAAAUGCGAUCUGAACUCGGGCGCCCUAAGAAUUGGGAAGGGCCCUCUUAUCCUUUUGCACUAGAGCUCGCUAAAUGCCUUCGAUCCUUGCUUUUAUAUUUGGUGGCCUCACAGGAUAUCACUCUCAAUGAGAGCUUCAGAAGCCUCGCAGUUUUUCGGUGGUCGCUUCCAGUCGCGGUUGGGGCAGAGUGGAUAACUAUAACUGCCAGAAUAUCUGGGGUCGAUGGUGAGGACUCGCUCCCGUGGGGUGUUUCUACAUCCGAGCUUUACGCUAUAAUCUCCCUGUGGCACUAUAGAAUCAGGGGAUAUGAGGAGGCCUUGGAGGACAUUCCUGAUGAGGGUCAGCCAUUAUUGGGUUAUGGGAAUAGGGGUCCAACGGUUUUGCGAGCCCUCGGACCCAUGAACCCCCUCCUCAUUCGCGAUUGCAAGCGGUGGAUGGAUAGAGGAGGAAGAUUUGUGGUGGUGGAAACUUCCGACCUAAAGCAUGCAAAAGAGCGGCGCAAGGUGACGACUCUCGAGGGGAAAUAUCUCUCUAAGACGAUUGCACAAACGGACCCCGGUGCUGCUGCCAGGCACUUCAAGGCAUCUGUUGCCUCCCAUCGCAUUGUGGGGACUGAGCCUAUUGGCCCCCAAUCACUUGUUUACUUAUAUGAGAGUCCUCUUGGGCGAAUGUGUGCUCAGGAGAUAUUAUCUUCAUUCAUUUGGGCAAUCACCGGCGCUAUCCAGUCCGUCACCAGCAUAACCGAGCCCAAAAUUACAAACCCCCCCGGUGUUCAUGAAAGCGAGCCUGGCGAGCAGUCCAACCUCAAGCUCGAAAAUGCUUUCUUCCAAAAACUCGCUGAGAUCAUAACCGAGUCCGGAGUAACCAGCAAUAAUCAGGACGCUUAUGCACUUAUAAUCCCACAUUUUUCCGAUGCCGGCAAACUGCCCGGGGUGCGGCACAUCAUCACUGAAAGACAUCAAAAGAUCAAAAAUCUCCAGCAGGAAGAGAAGCGGGGAAACAUUGCCAAAAUCAAAGAAGCCUAUAUAAGGAUCUUCAAUAUUUGCAACAGCUCAGGGAAAACCCAUAGCACAACCAUUAUGGUAACCGCCCUGCUCAUGGAAGAGCUUUGCAACCUUAAUACCGCCGUGGCUCUCCAUACCUAUAGAGCGGAUCUUGAAAACGAAGGAGAGAAAGCCAGAAAAUGCCUGGACGACAUAAAGAACCGAUUGAUCGAGGACGGUGACAAGGACACGCUCGGGGCGUUGAUCUGUCUCUAUAUGAAGCAGGGUCGGGGUGUUGACGGAGGCGGAAUAGGCGUACUUCCCAGUGAUUGCGCAACCGAAAUUAGCAACAUCUGUGAAUCCGUGAAUUCGGAGAAGUUAGAAGAAAGGGCCGGGUGGAAUCCUACCCACAAAUUGGUAACGGCUGAUGGAGGGGAAACGAUCUCAGAGGGAGACGCCAACCUUAACGCCGCUGAUAUCCUCGGCUGGACACCCCUUCAUUACGCGGCAAACAGAGCGGGCGAUCAAUUUGACCUAGUAUCGGAUAUACUAGCUGCCGGAGGACAAGUCGACCCAAAAACUAAGUCGGACUACACACCUCUACAUUACGCCGCCGCCAAUGGUCAUACACAAGUCAUCAGUAAGUUGUGUGGGAAGGGGGCUGAAACGGAUGCUCAAAACAUAGACAUGAGAACACCGCUCCACUUAGCAGCAGAAAGAGGACACCUUGCGGCUACCAAGUUCCUGUUAUCGAAGGGUGCUGAUGUUGACACACGCGACAAGUACGGCUGGGCACCCUUGCACUAUGCUGUCGUCGGGGGCAAAAAAGAUGUCGCUGAUCAACUUCUCGCCAAGAGAGCCAGUAGAUAUGCCCGGGAAGUAAUGGGAAUGACGCCUCUGCACCUAGCAGCUUCCACAGGCCAGGUUGAUAUGGUGAAAAUGCUUCUCCACCAGGACCCUAAUGCCGCCCCACUCGAUAACAUUGACCGGACACCUCUGCAUCUCGCGGCAACGAGUGACAGUAGCAAAGUGGUAGAAAUUCUGACCACGGAUAUAGACCCAAACGUAACGGACCACAAAAAAAACACGCCUCUACAUUACGCAGCCUGGAGAGGCCAUUCGGAUGUUGUGGAUCUUCUCCUUGGCAAAGGGGCUAAUCCAAGCUCCGCCAGUUAUAACGGUUCCACACCACUACAUUUUUCCUGCCAGCGUAACCAUCUAGAAGUUACAAAAAAGCUC